GACCACGAUUGGCGCAGUUCUAUGGCCUUCAUGUCUGCUUGACCUUUGUUCGUCAGUGAACUUUUGUGAUGGGCGCAUUUGUCAUCCGACUGACACGGUCUGUUGGAUGUUCUGCUUGGAACUGUAUUUUAUAUGGACGUGUAUGCCUGUCUGUAUGAUAUGUUGAUGUUUGGACUGUAGACUGUGGUCGUGUUGUGUGUGGACAUGAGAUGUCCACUAUCCAAAUCACAAUAACGAUGACUUUUUCCGGGGCUCCAGUUGGAGUCUCGCUCACGGAGACAGCGAUAAGGCGCUUAUCUUUGGAGCUCUACCCUGAACUUUAUCCAAAUCCCCAAACCACGGACGUACAUAUAUUAUUCUGCAUCUCCUUGACUAAACAGCAAGUCACUGGAGAUGUGGCCUCUGUGGGCUUUGUACAUAACAUUCCUAUGUUGCUGGGUGACAGCCCAGCAAAACCUUCUCCUCAACCCUGGGUUUGAGUCUCCUCUAGACGGUCACUGGGAGGCCGAAGGUUUCACGUUUUCUUUGACGAAUGAUGCGCAUUCUGGUGAAUAUGCUUUCAAAUCGUCGGGCAGGACAGCCGCCUGGCAAGGCCCCACCCAACAGGUGAUGCUGCAGCGGGGACGAGCGUACACACUGACCGCCUGGGUCAAGCAGCUGAACGACAAGCCGGGCAAGGUGUUCCAGGUGUACCGCGCCGCCGUCGUCUUGCGUUACAGUGACGCAAGUACGACUGACCGUCUCUUUGUUAUCGACCACAGCAUGGUGAGGGCUGCAGAUGGUUGGUUCCAGAUGACUGGAUACUUCAGAACCCCUGACAGAGCCUUGUCUUCAGCCCAAGUGCACUUCCAGGUGCAGGAGCCUGGUGUAGACUUUUUGAUGGACGACACGUCGCUGCAGGAGCUCGUCGAUGAUGUCCGAUGGAAGGAAGCAGCUGAUCGCCGCAUACAGGAGCUGCGCACCGGGAACAUUCACAUGCAGUUCACUCUGCCCAGAGGAGUGCUCGCUCAAGACGUCAACGUUGAGGUUUCUCUGAAAAAACAUGAGUUUGGUUUUGGUACCUUGAUACAAGACAGCUGGUUGACAGACUCUGUCCACACCAAGUACCAGGAGCAAGUGUUCAAGUUGUUUAACACAGCCACUACUCAAGGUGUGAAAUGGAAGUUUGACCGCGGAACUCAGUUCCAUCCGGACUUCAGUCGAGCUGUUCACUCUAUCAAUCUUCUGAGAGAAAAGGGAAUACGCGUUCGUGCCCACAACAUGUUUUGGGGUUUUGAGAAAAAUCUGCCCGACUACGUAAAAACAAUGUCAGCAUCGACACUAAACACCACAGUACAUGAACGUCUUGUCUACAUGACCAAUCUCAUCAAAGGCAAAGCUGAACACUGGGAUGUCGUGAAUGAGCUCCUCCAUGGUCAGUGGUUUGAGGAUCGCAUGGGCGACCCGUUAUACAGCGAGCAUCUGUACAGAGAGGUUCACAACCUUGACCCUUACCCCCAGCUCUUCCUCAACGACUACUCCGUGGCAGCGCGAGCAGAAGCUACUGAUGCUUACCUCCAGCUGGCUAGAAAGUUCUUGGCUCAUGGUGUUCCAGUCCAUGGUCUUGGCGUUCAGAGUCACUUCCACACCGCUGUUCCCGAUCCAACACUCAUAAUGGCUAUCCUGGACCACCUGGCUCAAGCUGGGUUACCCAUAUGGGCAACAGAGUUGGACGUCUGGCAGGAGGACCGGGCAAAGCGGGCAGACUACUACGACACGGUGCUGCGCCUCUUCUUCUCACACCCAGCGGUCAAAGGUGUCAUCUUCUGGGGCUUCUGGGACCAGGAUGUGGUCGACAGCCGCUCUGCGCUGGCUGAGGGCAGUAAUGUUGAACUAAAUGAAGCAGGCCAUCGUUUUGUUGACUUGACUCAGCGAGAGUGGAGCACCAACGUUAGUGUCAAUCUCGCAUCAAAUACAUUUUUUAACAUCACGGGGUUCAAGGGCGAGUAUGAGGCGAAAGUUAUGUACCACAACUCGCUAAUCAAGGUUAUCCCCUUUACCUUAUCCAAUGAAAGGAUCAGCAUCAGCGUGGACAUUGAAGGUAACAUUUACUUGUUUUAAACUGUCAUAUCAAGUUUACUAGGAUCAUUCACUGCAGUUAUGACAAAAUUUGCAGGUGAAUAAUAUGGCCAUUGCUAUUAGAAUGAUGGGGAGUGAUAAAUGUUGAUAGCAAAAAGAUUAAAAAAAUCUUAAUGGUACUUAGUUCUGACGAAGACUUUCAUAUUUUUCAGUCCAGUUAUUGAAAGGAAAUGGUUUAAUCCACUUCAGUAUAUCCACUUGUACCUUGUACAGGAGAUGUUUCCCCUAUGCAACAGAUUAAUCCAGUCACUAUGCUGUUUGUCUUUAGUACACUGCUAAA
Messenger RNA from Pomacea canaliculata, 2398 nucleotides. Its product is annotated as anti-sigma-I factor RsgI6-like. Gene Ontology annotation, molecular function: hydrolase activity, hydrolyzing O-glycosyl compounds. The record is from RefSeq and is a predicted model, not a curated record. NCBI's taxonomy places the organism in Eukaryota, Metazoa, Mollusca, Gastropoda, Architaenioglossa, Ampullariidae. The coding region runs from base 394 to 2100 and encodes 568 amino acids. The transcript has 13 exons. Gene Ontology annotation, biological process: carbohydrate metabolic process.